AUCAUCACUGUUCCACCUGGAUUUCCAAGACCAGCCGAAACGGUGGCUCUUCAUAGAACACACAGCUCGCCAGAGACAGAUUUCCAACAUCUCAACCAUUGCAGCGGCGUGUUGUUUUUGCGAAGCAGCCUAUAUUUCAAACGACCGGACCUCAACGAGAUUGAGCAGUCGCUACGCCACCUCCUCAGUCGCAUCAACCAACCUGGGCCCCGAAUUUUGGUGUUGGCGCCGCCAUGGCAGAACCCAGCAGCGAUAACGACGCCACCAUCACCUUCAAGGUGAAGAGCUCGAAUGACAAGACGCAUACCAUCACCAUGGCCGAAUCGGCCACCGUCAUGGAUCUCAAGACGAAGCUCGCCGGGAUUGAUUUCGAGGAUACGCCACCCGAGAGGCAGCGGCUUAUCUACUCCGGCCGCAUCAUGAAGGACGGCGAUGCCCUGAGCGUCUACAAGAUCAAGAACAUGAACACCAUUCACAUGGUCAAGAGCGCCCGCAGCAAUCCUACCCCAGCCUCUGCCAGCGCGUCGACCUCGACAUCUACUCCCGCCGUUCCCCAAAACAUGGCUGCCGGCUCUGAGGCCGGCGACCUUCUUACUGGCCUGACUGGGGCCCGCUUUGCCGGCCAUGCCAACUUACCAAGCGCAGACUUAUUUGGUGUAGACGGUGGGAUGGGCGCACCGCCAAACGAGGACCAGCUGGCCGAGAUGUUGUCGAACCCGGUGCUUGCGCAGAGCAUGAACGAGGCGCUUAACAAUCCCGCCUUCAUCGACUACAUGGUCCGGGCGAAUCCCGCGCUUGCGAGUAUGCCCAACGCCCGCGAGAUGCUCCAGUCGCCCUACUUCCGGGAAUUGAUGACCAACCCCGAGGCAAUUCGGAUGGCAGCGAGAAUGCGCCGGUUAAUGGAAGGAGGAGGGGGAGCGGCCGCUUUUCCGGCUCCCGGCGCCACGGAUACCACACCUGCCGGUGCACCAGGAACCGCCGGGUCCGCAGCGACGGCUACCGACAACAACAAUCUCGACUCGCUCCGGGCCCUGGCCGACUCCCUAGAUGCGGACAGCAACGCGUUGAGGAACCAACUCACCCCUCUCCUAGGCAUGCUACGUAGCUUCCCACCGAGCGCUCCCUCGGCCGGAACAGGAGCCGCUGGCCAAGCAGCCGCAGCUCCAGGCCAGGCUGCCGCUCCGUCCGGAACUAGCGCUGGAUUAAGUGGCAACGCCAGCCAGCCGCCGAAUCCUUUUGCUGCAUUGCUCGGCUUGGGCGCACCAAGAGCCGCCCAGGGUGCUCAGGCCAACAACCCCUUUGGACUGCCACCUAUGUCGCCCGAAGCCAUGCAGCAACUCGCGCAAUUGUGGGGCUCGGGAGCCGGACUGGGUUCGCCAGCGGCGGCUGCUGCGCCGGUCGACAACCGGCCCCCAGAGGAGCGUUACGCUGAGCAGCUGCGCCAACUCAAUGACAUGGGCUUCUUCGAUUUUGAGAGGAACGUGACCGCGCUGCGCCGUAGCGGGGGCAGCGUCCAGGGAGCCGUUGAGUAUCUGCUUUCGAACACAUGAGAUACGUCCUGAAGGGCUCAUAAGGGAUCGGUAGAUUGAGGAGGGGCGAGUUGUGGAUUUUGCGCAGGCGGGGUUUUCCAUGAGGCAAGAGCCAAAGGAACGUGAGGCAGAACUAAAUCAGCGAUGCAUGUGUAUGGAGGCCUCUUCCUUCGCUCGGUUUUUACGUGAUAAUCUGUCUGUUCCUCGUGCCGAGGAGGUUGUCACAGCUCAUUGUGUACGGUUUAAUUUGUCAAAGAAGCAGCCCCGAGAUUCAGGUUUGCCUUGAUAGAUCACACUGCUAUGAGAUUCGAUAUCUCAGUCAACGAAGCGGAAACCGUAUCCGUAAACAGCUCAGGGUUGCCUCAGCCUGUCUUACUCCGGAAUUCACGUGUCAGGGAGGUAGAUUUUCGCCGGCCAGGAUGAU
Molecule: messenger RNA, 1953 nt
Organism: Parathielavia appendiculata
Lineage: Eukaryota; Fungi; Ascomycota; Sordariomycetes; Sordariales; Chaetomiaceae
Exons: 2
Coding region: 234-1550 (438 amino acids)
Biological process (GO): ubiquitin-dependent protein catabolic process
Cellular component (GO): cytosol
Molecular function (GO): polyubiquitin modification-dependent protein binding
Source: RefSeq, a predicted model, not a curated record